AUGCAUUUCUCUACGCCCAGCUGCUUCCUCUUGCCUAUCCUCGCUCUGCUCUUGAUUUCAGCCUCAUCAGCUCAAUAUGAAGAGCAUGAAGAAGAAUUAACUGACCCUCUCACUUAUCUGGAAAAUCCAUCGUUGAAUGAGAUGUUGCCUGGCCUGUCAUUUUCUUAUUAUCGUCAGACUUGUCCAGAUCUUGAAGCCAUUAUCAACAGAAAAGUCAAGGAAUGGAUAGACAAGGAUUACACUCUUGCUGCCAGUCUCAUCAGACUGCAUUUCCAUGAUUGCGCAGUUAAGGGAUGUGAUGCUUCCAUUCUUUUAGACCAUCCUGGGAGCGAGAGAUGGGCAGAUGCCAGCAAGACAUUGAGAGGGUUCCAAGUGAUUGAUGAUAUCAAAGCAGAAGUUGAGAGGAAGUGCCCCAAGACCGUGUCAUGUGCAGACAUUCUGACCGCUGCAGCCAGAGAUGCCACCAUUCUGAGUCCCGCACCCGGAGAUGCCACUGGUCUGGAUCUGGUUCGAGUCCCAUUCUGGAUGGUUCCUUACGGGCGGAAAGAUGGGCGAGUAUCUAUUGACAAGGAAGCUCAAACCGUGCCCAUGGGACGGGAAAACGUGACUGCUCUGCUUGAAUUUUUCCAGUCCAAGGGACUGAAUGUACUUGAUUUGGUUGUCCUCUCAGGAGCGCACACCAUCGGGAGGACCACAUGUGGUGCAAUGCAACACCGGCUGUAUGACUUCCACGGCACAGGCGAACCCGAUCCAUCUAUUUCCCCUAAAUAUUUGAAGUUCUUGAGAAGAAAGUGCAGAUGGGCCUCAGAGUACGUAGACCUAGACGCUAUAACCCCACGGACUUUUGAUGUCAUGUACUACAAAAAUCUUCAGCACAACAUGGGACUUUUAGCCACUGAUCAAAUGCUAGGCUCCGAUUCAAGGACUUCAGAUCUUGUAGCCACAUUGGUUUCCAAACCCUCAAUCUUCUACAGCCAAUUUGCAUUGUCAAUGGAGAAGCUUGGAAAUACUCAGGUCCUUACAGGUGAAGACGGCGAAAUCCGAGUUAACUGCAAUUUUGUCAAUCCUUGA
This is a messenger RNA of Vitis vinifera (wine grape), 1071 nucleotides long. Its product is annotated as peroxidase 7. Gene Ontology annotation, cellular component: plant-type cell wall; plasmodesma. The coding region runs from base 1 to 1071 and encodes 356 amino acids. The transcript has 3 exons. Gene Ontology annotation, molecular function: peroxidase activity; heme binding. Lineage: Eukaryota; Viridiplantae; Streptophyta; Magnoliopsida; Vitales; Vitaceae. Gene Ontology annotation, biological process: response to oxidative stress; hydrogen peroxide catabolic process. The record is from RefSeq and is a predicted model, not a curated record.